Strongylocentrotus purpuratus (purple sea urchin) is the source of this 1845-nucleotide messenger RNA. Its product is annotated as angiopoietin-1 receptor-like. The record is from RefSeq and is a predicted model, not a curated record. Bases 181 to 1845 code for a protein of 554 amino acids. The transcript has 11 exons. Lineage: Eukaryota; Metazoa; Echinodermata; Echinoidea; Camarodonta; Strongylocentrotidae.
CUUUAUAUCAGGAGUUCAGGAUUAAGUUCCUAUGGAUUUUUUGGUUUGACUGAUCAAGCAAUUGAAGGCACAUUUACUUGGAUCGACGGAACACCUUUACAGUAUUCUUCAUGGAGGUCAGGUCAACCAAAGUUCAACUGGCGUGAAGAUUGUGCCACUCUACAGCCUUCUGAUUCAAACAUGGGAUGGGAUGUUGAUUCAUGCAAUGAAAAACGACCCUUCAUAUGUGAACGCUAUCAGGAUGUUCCUGAAAAUGAGUGGAGUCGCCUUGAUGGAACCCUGUACUAUAUCUCACAAUCCUCAAUGACGUCAUACUCGUUUGCUAGAAGGUUCUGCCAGGCUCAAGGAGGUGAUCUUGCCCAGCCUAAAACAGAAGAAAUCAAUCUGCAUCUCAUGACGCUGGCUGAAGGUAACUCGUAUUGGUUUGGACUCGAUGAUAUCAAUCAAACGGGCACGUUCCAAUGGAUUGAUGGCACUCCACUCGAUAACAAUGGAUUUCCUGCUUGGUCGAAUGGUGAUGCGUUUCUAUUUGAGAGCGAAAGAUGUGUUCAUCAGAAGGUUAAUAAUGGAUGGAGAAAACUACCAUGUACAUCGUAUCUCAGGUUCGCAUGUGAAAAACCUCCGAGUCCGCGACCUAUUCUUCCGGUACGUCUAGUGGCAGCUACGUCAUCCCCCUUCGGAGGAGAUCUGCCGAAUGCUUCAUUUCUCUGUCUACUCGGAUCAGAGAAUGAAAAGAUUCUCACAUUGUCCACCAGAAGACUCGUCCGUCUGACCGAGAAUAUAACUCCCGAUAGUUACACAGCUCCAGGGAACAGCACUAAUGUAUCAUCUGUAGUGUUAAGGCAGACUCUCCCAACUACUAAGAAUGGCUCGGGAUUUUUCGAAUGUUCAUCGGUGACAGCCAGUAGAAUGACAUCUGUUCCUCUUGGCAUUCUUCUCUCUUCCCGCGAGUUGCAACCGAUUGAUGGUCGGUUUACAAAGACAAUAUAUAUUGGAGAUACUAUCACACUCAGUGUGAUGAGCACGACAGGAAUGGUAGGCGAAGACGGGAUAAGAUGGCGGAAAUUCACUGAUGUAGACUGGGCUAACAUUGGAAUGAGUUCUGGCAGUCUAUCACACACAAUUCAAUCUGUAUCUGUCUCAGACGCCGGUGUGUAUGUGACGUAUAAGCAUGGAACGUUGGAACACCAUCAAUUCAGCCUCAUAAGACUCAUCGUAAAAGAAUGCCCUUAUGGAAGAUGGAAUCCACCAUUAUGCGAUCGUUUGUGCGAUAGUUGUUAUAAUGGAGGUGUAUGCCACGAACUCUCAGGAACAUGCAUUUGUCCUCCUGGCCAUGCUGGAAAGAACUGCCUCCAAGCGUGUGGGAUGCACAGGUUUGGCUGGGACUGUGAGUUUGAAUGUGGACCCGGUCAGCCUCUGGACAAGUGUGCUGGAAGUCAGAUCUGUCUACCUGAUCCUUAUGGAUGUACCUGUUUAGCUGGAUAUACAGGAAUCUACUGCAAUGAAACAUGUGUAGAUGGUAUGUUUGGAGCUGAUUGUCUUCAAGAAUGUCACUGUACUGAUGGAGUUGAGUGUGAUGACGUCACUGGAGGAUGUUCUGGAGAUUGCUCGCAAGAAUGGUCUGGACCAGCAUGUCAAGUUCCUUCUGUUUGCCCACACGGAUACUUCGGGUCUAACUGUACACAGAAAUGCAAUUGCAUGAAUGGCACAGCAUGCCUUAAAGAUUCUGGAUACUGUGACGAGGUUGAAGGGCGAUGCGACUUGGGAUAUGUUUCUGACUCUGUCGAGUUCCCGGCCAAUUGUAUAACAUGUAAGAAUAUUCGUAGUGAUCUUGUAGCGCAGUAA